This is a messenger RNA of Penicillium daleae, 219 nucleotides long. RefSeq lists its product as uncharacterized. The transcript is spliced from 2 exons. Bases 1 to 219 code for a protein of 72 amino acids. The record is from RefSeq and is a predicted model, not a curated record. Lineage: Eukaryota; Fungi; Ascomycota; Eurotiomycetes; Eurotiales; Aspergillaceae.
AUGGCGGAGACAGCUGUUCCCGUGUUGGAAGUCCCAGCACUCGAUGGAGACAGCGAGCUCGUUUCUGAGCUGCCCGUGGAACUCCUGGUAGAGCUGCUUGCGCUGGCGCUCGUAGAACUGCUAGUCGAACUACUGUUUGAGGAGACGAGCGUGAAAACCCCACUUUUUACAUACCAAGGGGAACUUUCCUUCGGCAAGUCGGAGCCUGACGCUUGUUGA